Molecule: messenger RNA, 474 nt
Organism: Phanerochaete carnosa HHB-10118-sp
Lineage: Eukaryota; Fungi; Basidiomycota; Agaricomycetes; Polyporales; Phanerochaetaceae
Exons: 2
Coding region: 1-474 (157 amino acids)
Source: RefSeq, a predicted model, not a curated record
AUGUCGUUCGAGCGCAGUGACGCUUUUCUAGGCGGUCCACCGCAGACCGGCCGAUUUGCAGGGGCCAUAUACCGCUUCCCUAAUGAGCUUCUGGAUGCGAUCAUAUCUCGACUGCGCCCCACAGACAUCGACCACGAAGAGCAGGACGAAGAUAUGUCCCGAUGCGCAGACAUGCAACCCAUGCCUAGCGGCAAGGCAGACCUGCUCACAUGCGGCUCUGUCUGCCGCCUCUGGCGUGCGAUCGCUCUUCCACACAUCUUCCACGACCUCCAGGUGUCCUUUCGCUCAUUAUCUGAAGAGUACGAUCCCUCGGCGCGUCAGCACCCCUGGAUCGACGGUGCCGAGCAGGUCCCCGAGCGCUCGGCUCAGCUCAGUACUGGGAUACUGAAGAACCGUUUAUGGUAUCCUACCGUCGCCAGAGUCUGUCUCAGUUUCGACGCUUCCUCUGCAACGCGCCAGCUGUCCGGCCUCUGA